AUGGCAGCCGCAUGCGCUGCUCCAGCCGGCAGGCAGCCUAUCGCCAGCUGCUCGGGGCGGGGCCUACUGCCAGCCUGUUGCCGCCGCCCACCGCUGCCGCCACCGGCAGCACGCCGCCUGCCCGCGACUGCCCGCCGUGCCGCACGCUGCGUGGCGGCGGCCGACGACGACGCGGGUGCAGGGCAGCAGGAGGAGCGGGAGUGGGGGCAGUCGGUCAAACUCUUCGACUUCAAUUACAUGAGUGCCGAGGAGGUGGCGGCGGCCGAGGCGGCGGCCGAGGCGGCCUGGCAGGCGGGCAUGGAUGAGUAUGCCGAGCUGCAGGAGUGGCUGCUGUUCCGCACCUGGCGCUUCGGCCUGCUGUUUGCCGGCUACCUGCUGCUGGCGGCCUCGGCAGAGGCAGCGUUCUGUGAGCUGGUGGGCUCUGCCGCCGGGUAUGGAUACCUCAAGUGGCUCAUCGCUGACGUCAGCAGGCUGCAGCCGGGGGACAGGGUGGCGAUGCGGGAGGCAGAGCGCGUGCAGCCUGUGCUGGCGCGCUGGGCCUCCAAGCUGGCCGCGGGCUACCGCCAGGCGCUGCAGCCGCGCCUGCUGGUGCUGCCGGGGCUGGUGGCGGGCGUGGCCGCCUGGAACGCCGCCUUCCCGGAGCAGCAGCUGGGCCUGGUGGAGCUCGGCUGCCUGGUGGCAGGCUUCCUCAGCUACAAGGUGGCCUUGGCCCUCAAGAUCUACCAGGACCUGCGCCCCAAGCCUCUGACCGAGAAGGACAUCCUGCAGGAGCAGCGCCCCAUGCUGGUGGAGGUGGAGGAUGUCAGCAUCGACCUGCGGGCGAUUGGGCGCAAGAAGGCGGCGGCAGAGGCGGCAGAGGCGGCGGCGGCGGCGGCAGAUGUGGGGGCAGCUGAGGAGGCGGCGGCAGAGGUCCGGCCGCAGCAGGUGCAGGCGCAGGCGCAGCAGCAGCAGCAGGAGCAGCAGCAGUCUCAGCGGGGGGCACAGUAA
This is a messenger RNA of Chlorella variabilis, 987 nucleotides long. RefSeq lists its product as hypothetical. The record is from RefSeq and is a predicted model, not a curated record. The coding region runs from base 1 to 987 and encodes 328 amino acids. NCBI's taxonomy places the organism in Eukaryota, Viridiplantae, Chlorophyta, Trebouxiophyceae, Chlorellales, Chlorellaceae. The transcript is spliced from 5 exons.